Molecule: messenger RNA, 3156 nt
Organism: Talaromyces rugulosus
Lineage: Eukaryota; Fungi; Ascomycota; Eurotiomycetes; Eurotiales; Trichocomaceae
Exons: 4
Coding region: 1-3156 (1051 amino acids)
Source: RefSeq, a predicted model, not a curated record
AUGCAUGUCACCAAAGAUCCUCAAAAUUUCAAAAUUGCCCUCUUUCCGGUUAACGAUGCACUCGGAGUCGAACUAAUAUCAUAUGCAAGACGCGUUUUAUCCCUGAUCCAAAGAAUUCGCCAGAAUGAUAUUUUUGAAAUCUCCGAGCACGUAUUAGACGGCGCAGCAACGGGCCCAGGAGUGGCUCUACAAACAUAUCGCAAUUCCGAUGCAGUCAUCACCACUGACCUCGAGGGCUACAAAUGGAAGAAUCAUUUCCAAAAAGACCUUGAAUUUGCAGCGAAGGUCAUACCUGUACGGCUUCCAAUCGCUGACUUAGCACGGAGGAGCUCGUAUAAGGCAGAUAUCUUGGAAAAUCUAGACAUAACUGUGAUACAAGAUUUUUGCAUCAAGAACGAUGACUAUGAGGAGCCCGGCCGGACAGAAAGGGUCGACUUUUCAGUACACUUGGCUGCAGGAUAUUCAAUGAAAUCCUUACCUGAGAGACCAAUCCAUAUCAUUUAUUCGGACGACAUCACCGCAUCAUGGAAAGACACUGUUAUAAAUGCCUUGCAGUCAAAGUUUUCAGGAAUCAAAGGGAGCUAUAUGUCCAUUACUGAUGCGGCCACGGUUCUGUCCCACAAUCCAACCACCCUGAAUGGUGUCAUUUUGACAAAUUCGGACGUUGUGUCAAAUCAAGUCGCAGGGAUCAUUGAUUGUCCUUAUAUCCUCCCAUCUGCCUCUGUCUCGGCUUCCCAAGGAGGAAAGCCUCGAGGAGUCUUUUCUCCUUUGCAAGCCCAAGUACAAGAAAGCCCUGUUAACCCCCUUGGCAUUAUUCAUGCCGUUUGCCUUAUGCUCGAAACUCUAGGGCUAGCCAAAGAAGCAGAAUCCCUGAAAAGGGCGAUUAUAAAGACCAUGGAGCCGAUCGAACAUAUUGGGUCAAAUAUGGGAACAGCCGAUAUAGGUGGAUCAGCGACAGCGGAAAUGUUUAUGGAAACGCUUUUGGAACAUCUUCACGGUUUCCUACAAGCAGCGAACUCUGUCGAGGCUGCAUCCUCUCGGUCGAUUCGUCAUUUUCCAGUAACAAAUAGACGUCCUAUGGGAGUAAUCGAGAAAAUCAUGACACAUAAUGGUGUUGGCCUUGAAGCACCCGAGGUAAAGCCCGGCGAUAUGAUAUGUGUCAAGGUUGAUUGGAUCUUGACAUCUGAGCUUCUAUGGGCUGGAAUGGAAAAGACAUACAACCAAAUGAAACGGCCCCAGCUGUAUCGGAAUGACCGUUUGUGGCUCGCGGUUGAUCACACAGUUGAUCCGCGAACUAAUCACCAACCUCGUCAACGAAAGCUUAUUGAAAAAGCAGAAGAGUUUCAACGUGAAGCUAAAAUAGUUGACUUCUUACCGGCCAACACUAGUAUCAUGCAUACAGAUUUCACACGCGAAAGAGCACUUCCAGGACAGAUUGUAAUAGGGAGCGACUCGCAUACUUGCUCUUCAGGCAGCAUGGGCGCAUUCGCCGUGGGAUUCGGCGCUGCCGAUGUUGUUUUACCUAUGGUGACAGGUGAAACUUGGUUUCGAGUUCCAGAGGUCUGCAGGAUCGACUUUGUCGGAAAACUACCAUUCGGUGUUAGCGGCAAAGAUGUUAUUUUGCACAUACUUGGACUAUUCAAACGGAAUACAAUUGCUUUCCAGCGUGCGGUUGAAUACGGUGGGCCUGGGCUUAAAGAGUUGUCUAUGGACGCGCGGUUUGCCAUUUCUAACAUGACUACCGAGUUUGGAGGCAUGGGAUCAUGUUUUGAAGCGGAUGAGAAUACCGCCGCUUGGAUAGCACAAAGACGACACUCGCAACAUCGAGGAGGCCUUUAUUUCCGAGCGGACCCUGGAAGCAGAUAUGCCGAGCAAAGAACCAUUGAUCUCUCUGGAGUGAAGUCGACAAUCGCUCUAUAUCCCAAUCCGGACAACGUAGUUCCAGUGUCUGAGAAGAUUGGAAUGAAACUGGACGGUUGUUUUAUCGGUGCGUGCACCACCACUGAAGAAGAUUUGAUUGUUGGUGCCUUGAUUCUUGAUGCUGCCCUCAAAGCUGGCACGACGCCUGUAUCUCAUGGCAAAAGAAGGGUAACUCCCGGCAGCCUAAAAAUUAUUCGGAAUCUCGAACGCCGUGGACUGUUAGAGAUCUACAGGCAAGCAAAAUUUGACAUCGGAGCCCCGGGAUGCUCUUACUGCGUCGGCAUCAACGACGUUGAUGUUGCAGGCAAAGGGGAAGUCUGGCUGUCGUCGCAAAACCGGAAUUUUCGCAAUCGCAUGGGAAUGGGCAGCUUUGGGAAUGUCACCUGUGCAGCAGUUGUUGCAGCAUCCAGCUUUAACAUGACAGUUACUGACCCUGCUCCUCUGUGGGAGCGGCUUAACAAAAACACGUUUCAAAAAUAUGUCAUGCACUGGAAGUACAGUGCCAGCAUUGUGCCUGAGACCCAAGAACCAGCCCCGGAGAUAACUGGAGCCCCUUCAUCGAGUUUUAAUCUCAGGAAUCCUUCAAAAAAUGAAAAAUCCAAGGGUCAACCAUUAAUCCGUUCAAAAGUUCAGCGCUUCGCAGAAAAUGUCGACACAGAUGCGAUUAUCCCCGCAGAGUUUAUGCCAGGAAUCGACAACGCAGACCUCGGCAGCCAUUGUUUCCAGUACUAUCGCCCCGAGUUCAGAGAGAAGGCACAAAACGGUUCACGAAUAAUUGUAGCCGAGUAUGGAUUCGGCAGCGGAUCAUCACGCGAAGAUGCGGUGAGAGCAUUGCUUGGGGCCGGAAUAGAAGCAGUAAUUGCUAAGAGUUUUGCAUUUAUUUACGAACGGAACCAGCUGAACAUGGGUCUAUUUAAUAUUCAACUGACAGAUAAGGAAUUCUACGCCAACACCAAAGAAGAUUCCGUUAUUCUCAUUGAUAGAGAGCUUAAAGCAGUUCAAAUUGAUGGGCUCGAAAGGGUUUUUCAUUAUCAGCACUCAGAUAUAGAAGCAACUCUUCUUGCAGAGGGAGGGGUUUUGCCCUUGUACAACAGAUACGGCGCCGCUGUGUUUCGCCAUAUUACGAAAUCCAACACUAGAAACGGAGGGAAAUCUGGAUUUCACAUAGAUGAACCGGAAAUGCGUGUGGAAAAGGAUACAUCGGAUAAGCCGAAAGCUCAAGGUCUGGAAUGGUAA